Molecule: messenger RNA, 729 nt
Organism: Botrytis byssoidea
Lineage: Eukaryota; Fungi; Ascomycota; Leotiomycetes; Helotiales; Sclerotiniaceae
Exons: 2
Coding region: 1-729 (242 amino acids)
Biological process (GO): sterol metabolic process
Cellular component (GO): endoplasmic reticulum; membrane
Molecular function (GO): cholestenol delta-isomerase activity
Source: RefSeq, a predicted model, not a curated record
AUGUCUUCCAUAAUGGAGCACAUAGACCAAACCACGAUUCUCUCUCUCCUCGGCGUCGUCGCAAUCCUCCUAUCCUCCUACAUCCUCUCCAUCCGCGUUCUCGCGCCCGCUACCCCCUCCUCCCUUCGUAUCCUCUUUAUUUGGCACUUCUUUGAUUUCCUCAUCCACAUCAUCUUCGAAGGCUCCUUCCUCUACAACUGUUUUUUCUCGCGCGCCCCUUUCGAUUCAUCAAUUGCUCAUCCGGUUGCUCUAUCUAAUUUCUUGGGCACAAGUGAAUAUGUAUAUGGAGCACAAUAUGCGGAUAAUUGGGCGAGCAAAUUGUGGAUGGUUUAUGCGCAAGCAGAUCGCAGGUGGGCGGGUGCAGAUUUGACAGUGGUUAGUUUGGAGUUGCUGACUGUGCUUGGGGCUGGACCUUUGGCACUUUGGAUCUGUUGGGGCAUUGUGAGGAAGGAUUGGAGAGUUAAUUUUUGGAUGGUGGUGCUUGCUACGGGAGAAUUGUAUGGUGGUUUCAUGACAUUUGCACCAGAAUGGUUAAUCGGCUGUAAGAAUUUGGAUACGAGUAACUUUAUGUUCAAAUGGGUUUAUUUGGUAUUUUUUAAUACGUUGUGGGUGUUCUUACCUAUAUAUGCAAUGUAUGUGGCAUUCUAUGAUAUUGGUAAUGCGAUGCAGUUGAGGAACAGCGUUAUCAACGCAAAGGUAGAGAUGAUGAAGCGAGAGAAGAAGAAUUGA